Dentiscutata heterogama is the source of this 296-nucleotide messenger RNA. The record is from the annotation of a GenBank genome assembly. NCBI's taxonomy places the organism in Eukaryota, Fungi, Glomeromycota, Glomeromycetes, Diversisporales, Gigasporaceae.
CAGAAAGAGAGCGAUUAGAGUUGCUAAUCUCUGAAUAUGUUAGUGAUAAUCUUUAUAUUAAAGAAGAAAGAACAACAAAGUCCCAAAAAGAAUCUUUCUGGAAACUUACAUCUGAUUUAUUAGAUGCAUUUUCUCAAUCCGAUUCAUCACAUGAACUUUUUCUUAAUGCUCCAGAAUUUAACGAAGCAGGCUUUAAAGGUCUAUUUUCAUGCUAUGAUGAAGGUAUUGAUCGUCUUUAUAAAAUUUUGAAACAAGAUGUUUAUAAAACUGAAACCAAAGAUGUAAAAAGACGCUGG